UCCGGGCAUUUUUCCCUUUGGCAGUUCCCAGUUCCCCACUUGCGGCCUUGGGCAUAACUCAAAUAGUGCAGGCCCAGAAAUAUGCACAGCCUCGUUAAGCGGAUCCCAACUCAUCUAACACUAUUAAGUGCUUCUUGGACGUUUCUUGGCGUAUUUCCACUCCCCCAGACCCAGACUCCGAUCUAAACAAUCUUUUUGCCUUCCAACGAUGGGCAUUUCAUUCAUGGCAAUAGACUAAAUACCUACCUUUCCGACCACCUCGUUGGAUUCUAGAUCAUAUGCCAGUACCGCGAGACAGGCUGCCUAACUCAGCCUCCUCUGAGCUCAGCUUCCUCUCGCAACCCCAAGGCGCUUGAGGCCUUGUUAUAUCGAGCCACCUGCGACAAACAUGACGACUCCUGAUGAGCCACCCCCGACCGCGGGCGAUCAACCUCGCCGCCAGCGCGCCCCCACGAUUACAAUCGAUACAUCCGCCGUCAGUACUCCUCCUGCCGCGGACGACGAAGCCUCGCAGCAGCCAAUGGCUCUUCGACCUCAGAUGGUCUCACGAUCAGGGUCCGAGGCAUCGAGCACGAGCAACGUCGACGCUGGAAACGCGUCGGCCCCGCGAAUUAGCUCAACCAGCAAUAGGAGUCAAGGCUCGACACCGGAAUUCAGGAGCCAUCCUUCCUUUGAGGGCAGCGAGAGGCCUACGUCGCCGCACAAUGUUUCAUCACCUACUUCGAAGAGUAACGACAAGCCGGGCGCCUUCCUUUCGGUGCCGGGCCGAGAGCGUCAGGGUUCCAUAGAUUCGGAUGAGGCCUCUUAUGGAGGCGAGACAUACGUUCAGAAUGGAGGUAGCUCCAGUGAUAGGGAUAGGGAGCACAUGAACAACGACCACAUCACCAAGGAUACGGAUGCCUUGACCCCCGACCCGGGAACGGAGGAGGAUUUCAAGCGCGAGGAUAAUAAGUUCGCCUACACGCCAGGUCAAUUGAACAAACUUAUAAACCCAAAGAGCUUAGCUGCAUUCCAUGCCCUGGGAGGACUCGAUGGGCUUGAGAAGGGACUACGGACAAACCGCGACAGUGGAUUAAGUGUCGAGGAGACAUUCCUGGAGGGAACGGUGACUGUGGACAAUGUUCAAACCCCGGCACUUGAUGGACUCAAGAAGGCCUCGAGGACGGGAACGAGCGGAUCGCACCACGCGAAGAAAGGCCACGAAUUAUUCUCGGACCGCAAGAGGGUGUUCCAGGAUAAUCGCUUGCCAGAGAAGAAGGGCAAAUCUAUUUUCGAAAUCAUGUGGAUUACUUACAACGACAAGGUCCUCAUCUUGCUAUCUAUUGCCGCACUUGUUUCCCUAGCGGUUGGUCUGUACCAGUCGUUUGGACAGAAGCACGACACUGACGAGCCACGUAUUGAGUGGCUUGAGGGUGUAGCUAUUAUCGUCGCCAUUGUUAUCGUCGUUGUGGUAGGAUCCGUCAACGAUUACCAGAAGGAACGCCAAUUCGUCAAGUUGAACAAGAAGAAGCAAGAUCGCGAUGUUAAGGUUAUUCGAUCUGGAAAAUCUAGGGAAAUCUCUGUCUUCGAUAUCCUCGUUGGAGAUGUCGUGCUACUCGAGCCAGGAGACAUGGUGCCCGUUGAUGGAAUUUUCAUCGAGGGUCACAACGUUAAAUGCGACGAGAGUUCUGCUACGGGUGAAUCUGAUAUCAUCAAGAAGAGACCGGCAAACGAAGUCUACGAAGCUAUCAAGAGCGGCCAAGACACCAAGAAGCUCGAUCCAUUCAUUCUUUCCGGAGCCCACGUCACCGAGGGUGUUGGAAGAUUCAUGGUUACCUCUACCGGCGUUAACUCCAGUUACGGCAAGAUUAUGAUGUCUCUCAGAGAAGAUCCAGAAGUCACACCUCUUCAGUCCAAGCUCAACGUUCUUGCCGAGUACAUUGCGAAACUCGGUGGAGCUGCUGGUCUCUUGCUCUUUGUCGUCUUGUUCAUUAAAUUCCUGGCUCAACUCCCUCACAACGAGGGAACCGCUUCCGAAAAGGGCCAACAGUUCUUGAGCAUUUUCAUCGUCACCGUCACCAUUAUCGUCGUUGCUGUCCCUGAAGGUCUGCCUUUGGCUGUAACACUCGCUCUUGCAUUUGCUACGACUAGAAUGUUGAAGGAUAAUAACUUGGUUCGUCACUUGAAGGCUUGCGAAGUCAUGGGUAACGCUACUGCUAUUUGCUCCGACAAAACUGGUACUCUUACACAGAAUAAAAUGCAGGUCGUAGCCGGCACUAUUGGAACUAGCUCUCGAUUCGGUGGUACCACCGAGCCCAACGACGACGACGACAAUUCGAGCAGAGAGAGACCCCCACCUGUGGUCCUAGACAACAUUUCGGCAAAGGAAGUUGCGGCCACUCUUAGCAGCGACGUCCAGGGCUUACUCCGUGAAUCUAUUGCUAUCAACUCAACUGCAUUCGAAGGCUUGGUAGACGGCGAGCAGACAUUCAUUGGAUCCAAGACGGAGACUGCUCUACUGAUAUUCGCCAAGGAGCAACUCGGUCUCGGCCCCGUCAGUGAGGAACGAUCAAACGCCACUACUCACCAGUUUGUCCCCUUCGAUUCUGGCCGCAAGUGCAUGGGUGUCGUGAUCUCUACUGGACAUGGAAAAGCCCGUCUGCUCGUCAAGGGUGCUUCUGAAAUUCUGCUUGAUAAGUGCUCGCGCGUUAUCCGCGACCCCACUCAGGGUGUUGAGGAUGCGGAGAUGACUACUGAGAACCGGAAGACACUUAGCAAUCUCAUUACCAGCUACGCCGAACGAUCUCUACGCACUAUUGGUCUCAUCUACAGAGACUUUGAGCAAUGGCCACCGAAGGAUGCCCGCCGCGCCGAGGGUGAUAACGACGAGGUCGUGUUCGAGGAUAUCUUCAAGGACAUGACUCUUCUGUCUAUUGUCGGUAUUCAGGAUCCUCUCCGUGAAGGUGUCCGUGAGGCUGUCGAAGUCUGCCAAAAGGCCGGCGUCGUUGUUCGCAUGGUUACCGGUGACAACUUGACCACGGCCAAAGCCAUUGCUGUUGAUUGCGGAAUUUUCACCCCUGGCGGCAUCGUCAUGGAAGGACCAACAUUCAGGAAGCUUACCAAGAAGCAAAUGGAUCAGAUUAUUCCCUCGCUCCAGGUUCUUGCUCGUUCCAGCCCAGAAGACAAGCGUAUCCUCGUCAAGAGACUGAAGGCUAUGGGCGAGACUGUCGCUGUUACUGGUGAUGGUACCAACGACGCCCCGGCUCUGAAGGGCGCUGAUGUUGGUUUCUCUAUGGGUAUUGCUGGAACUGAAGUCGCCAAGGAAGCUUCGGCUAUCAUUCUCAUGGACGACAACUUCGCAUCUAUUGUGAAGGCAAUGAUGUGGGGACGUGCUGUCAACGAUGCAGUCAAGAAGUUCUUGCAAUUCCAAAUCACUGUCAACAUCACAGCCGUCGUGGUGACAUUCGUCACUGCCGUAUCCAGUGCAACCGAGAAGUCUGCCCUGACAGCUGUCCAGCUGCUGUGGGUCAACCUCAUCAUGGACACCAUGGCUGCUCUUGCACUUGCCACCGAUCCACCAACCCGCAGUAUCCUCGACCGCAAGCCUGACCCAAAGUCCGCGCCGCUCAUCUCUCUUCGCAUGUGGAAGAUGAUUAUCGGAGAGGCUAUUUACCAACUCGUUAUUACCUUCAUGCUCUACUUUGGAGCGGCAACCAUCUUUUCUUACAACACACCUCCGGAUCCCCUUGACCCGUCCGCGCCUCCUGCGGAGACCCAAUUGGUUGGCACACUCGUCUUCAAUACCUUCGUUUGGAUGCAGAUUUUCAACCAAUGGAACAACCGUCGCCUCGACAACAAGUUCAACAUCUUCGAGGGCGUCCUAAACAACUACUUCUUCAUCGGCAUCAACAUCAUCAUGGUCUCCCUCCAAGUCCUCAUCAUCUUCGUCGGCGGCAAAGCCUUCUCUGUCGAACGCCUCGACGCCCGCGGCUGGGGCUACUCCAUCGCCUUUGGCUUCCUCUCCAUCCCCAUCGGCGCGGCCAUCCGCUGCAUCCCAGACGAGCUCGUCCGCAAAUUCGUACCCACCUACAUCCUCCGCUCAUCCGAGACCCCCGAACUAACCAUCGAAGACGAAGAAGAGCAAAUGCCCCUCCCCCAACCCCUCGCCGACGUCAAGGAGGAACUCAGCUUCCUCAAGAAAAUGAAGGGAGGCCGAAUCAAUAACCUCCGCUUUAAGGUCGGGCAGGCAAAGGAUAACUUCAUCUCCCGCUCUCGCUCUGGUUCCCGCUCACGCUCAAACUCAACCGCUGGAAUCCCACAAGAUGGCUCUGCGGAAGAGGGCUCAGAGCACCCCCCCACCACCGCUGAAUCCCGCAAGCGUGGUCGCGCGGGCCGCUCGCGCUCGAACUCCGCGUUGGGCGCUACGGCUGUUAUGGCUGGUAUCAUCGCCGGUAGCGUGGCUGGGUGGUCGCCUAUCGAGCGUCCGCAUGACGAGCAGGGCUGGGGAAGGGGACGCGUCGACCUCGAGAAUACGCCCGGGGUGGAGCUGCACCCGGGGACGAGGCCGAGCGAUAAUGUGAUUGUAGAGGAGCCAUUAGAUACGGAGGCAGAGCUGCCGCCUAGUCAGAGGGAGGAUGUGCCGCAUCCGAGACCGGCGUCGGAGGGGUCGGAGGAGUCGAAGGAGGAUAAGGGGGAUAAAGAUACGAAGCCUUGAUGAUCCUCUUUCGGGGAGUUGAGGACUUCAAGACUACGGCGGUUGUACGAUUACUACUAUCAUUGAGCGAUUGGCGUUGGGAGGUGGCUUGAAUGGCCGAUAUACCUUGCAUACCAACAUACACACAUACCUCCGCGCCACUGGGGCGCUACUAUUUCUUUUUUUUCCGUCAUCAAGAGACAUGGCUUUUCUCAGCCUAUCUCAUCAAGGGACAUGGCUCUUCUCAGCCUCUCUCGUCAAGGGACAUGGCUCUUCUCAGCCUCUCUCACCAAGAAACAUGGCUCUUCUCAGCCUAUCGAUUUCAUUUUCACAUCACCACUUGUUUUUUCAUACUUUGUUUGGAGUGGCAGAAGACGUGGGUAUCACGGCGUUUUUUUGUAUUUUGAGAGGGAGGGGGAUCCUGCAUAUGUGCCCUCCUGAGUGAGGGGCGAGGAGGAGAAAGGAAUGGGAGAGAGAGGGUAAUGGUGUUACGGGACGCGCGCGCUGAAGGCGUGUGGUCGGCCCUGAUGUGCUUGUGCUGUUUUGUAUGUACUGUAUGAGUAUACGGAGAGGGAGGUCUCGUGUAUAUGUGAGAGGAGGGAGGAACUAUAAAAAGUGUUUUGAAGGAAGGGUUAGAUGGGUGAAUUGGAGGGGGGAUUUAGUCUAGUAAAGGCAAGCAAUGGGAAA
Molecule: messenger RNA, 5359 nt
Organism: Pseudogymnoascus verrucosus
Lineage: Eukaryota; Fungi; Ascomycota; Leotiomycetes; Thelebolales; Thelebolaceae
Exons: 3
Coding region: 389-4693 (1434 amino acids)
Biological process (GO): intracellular calcium ion homeostasis; calcium ion transmembrane transport
Cellular component (GO): intracellular membrane-bounded organelle; membrane
Molecular function (GO): P-type calcium transporter activity; ATP hydrolysis activity; ATP binding
Source: RefSeq, a predicted model, not a curated record